ACACCUCCAUUGUUCUCGUUAUGGGUGCCACGCAUUGUGUGAAAUAACAAGGCUUGGUAUAUACACAGUCAUUGAUAUCCAUUUUGUUUAGGGUUCGUGCGUUUGGUUUGUAUUACGCAGAUGUAUCGAUUAUAAGGAACGGCUGGCAGGUUUUGUACACACAGACACAACACGGUCGACGGACUGUACUCCUCCAGUGGGUUCACGCAUCAUCCAAAACAAGCAAACGGAGUUGGGUGAGGAUUCAUCACAUUUAAGGAUAAAUUGGUGGCGACGUCCGGAAGAUUACCCCAUUUAAACCAGAGGUUGAUUUGAUAAAACUGUUAAAGAUGGCCAACACGGCCAAAGAGGACAAAUACGCAUACUACUACCACACCAACUACAUCCGUAAUGCCAGGGCGAUCGCCAUCGCAUGGGCACUGUUCACCUUUUGCUUCACCAUCAUCCUCUGCGUUGUGCUGGUCCAGCCAUUUUGGAUCGGCCACGGUACGGAUUCCCUCGGUGCCGGGUACUUCGGGCUGUACCGGUACUGUUACAGUCCGGCCAGGACGGGGCUAUUGGAAUGUAGGGGUGCCCUGGCCAAUGGAGGGUCCACCAUACCCGGUGUCAUGCUAGCUGCUACGGUGUGUGUGAUGUUAUCCCUGGGAUGCCUGCUGCUGUCCAUCCUCAGCAUGUUGUUGUUCUUGUGUAAGAUUCCCAGUACAGCGACUGUUUUUAUCAUCUGUGGAUGCCUGCAGAUAGCAUGUGGUGUGUUCCUACUGCUUGGCAUCCUGAUCUACCCAGCCAGUUGGGCUCAGCUUUCAGUGUUCCGCAUGCUGUGUGGCGACGACGUAUCUUAUGGCAACACCGGUACAUGCCAGCUGCGAUGGGUGUUCUACCUGGCGAUCAUCGCGGUGUUUGAUGCUAUUGUGCUUGGCGUCUUGGCUUUUAUCCUGGCCAGCAAGCAGGACAAACUCACUAAUGACAUGCAGUUUUCGGACUACUAUCCUCCAGCAAAAGGUAACUAUUCCAAUGGCAAAAAGAAGGGUUCAGUCAGUGGCUAUCCAACAGCUUCCGGCCAGACCGGUUACCCUUCCACAACUCAUCAGAACGGAGGGGCUGGUUCCCUUGAUCGACGCAGCAACCACAGCGGGCACACCUCAUCGGACCGGGGUCACAGCAGGUCAAAUGGAGGUAGUUCAGUCAACAGGCGAGACGGCUCGGACACGUCCCCCGAUGGUCUGUACUCCACGGUGAAACCACGCAGCGAGAGGAAAUCCGCCCACUCCAGCAGUCGGUCUGGUGGUGUUGACGGGGACGAUGAAAGGGAUAGCACCAGGAGUGGGAUCUCUAGUAAGUCAGGGAAGUCAAGCAAGUCAGGCAACAAGCACACUCAUGAUGUCAUUCUGUAGAUAUGGAUACAGAAUGUUAUUC
Asterias rubens (European starfish) is the source of this 1413-nucleotide messenger RNA. RefSeq names its product LHFPL tetraspan subfamily member 5 protein-like. Gene Ontology annotation, biological process: sensory perception of sound. The transcript is spliced from 3 exons. NCBI's taxonomy places the organism in Eukaryota, Metazoa, Echinodermata, Asteroidea, Forcipulatida, Asteriidae. The record is from RefSeq and is a predicted model, not a curated record. The coding region runs from base 330 to 1391 and encodes 353 amino acids. Gene Ontology annotation, cellular component: plasma membrane.